Messenger RNA from Fomitopsis serialis, 1981 nucleotides. RefSeq lists its product as uncharacterized. The record is from RefSeq and is a predicted model, not a curated record. The transcript is spliced from 6 exons. Gene Ontology annotation, cellular component: Golgi apparatus. Lineage: Eukaryota; Fungi; Basidiomycota; Agaricomycetes; Polyporales; Fomitopsidaceae. Gene Ontology annotation, biological process: endoplasmic reticulum to Golgi vesicle-mediated transport; Golgi organization. Bases 79 to 1578 code for a protein of 499 amino acids. Gene Ontology annotation, molecular function: small GTPase binding.
CAAGUGUCGGUGUGCGUUCCGCGCUCGCACAGGCUCGCACUCAUAUAGCGCAGCUGACCGACGUGCAGGCCGGCCACGAUGUCGGACAGCAGUCACCUCCUUGGCCCAAGCCCUCGACCAUCUCUGGACAGUCAACGGUCCUCUUUCUCCCUUCUGCCAAAUGGCACAAACGGCAACACAGACGGAGCAGGGCACGAUGACGAGGAAGACCUCGAUCCAAUUCAACGGCUGCAGCGUGAGCUCGAGCGCACUAAGGAGGAGAAGGAAACGCUCGCAGGGCAGUACCGCAACCUCCUGUCGAAGCUGACGACGAUGCGGACGACACUCGGGAACAAGCUCAAGCAGGAUGCCGAAGAACUCGACCGGCAGAAUGAGCUUGUGCAGCAGCUGACUGCGCAGACCGAAGACCUCACCAUGACGGUUGAAACACUAAAGUCCGAGCUCGUUGCUUCGAACGAGGAGGUGGAGCGUGCGUCGCGAGAACUCGAGGCGAUGCGCAGUCGGGCACUGCAGGACAACGCGCAGGAGGCGUACAUGCGCGAGCGCGAGCUGCGAGAGACGCAGACAGAGCUCGAGCAAUGUCGGAUGGAGCGAGACGAGUGGGAGCAGAAAGCGCUGCAGGAGCAUGUAUCUGCGGAUGAGGCCCGGACUAUGCUGGCGAAUCUACGAAGAGAGCUUGAGGUCGAGCGUACGACACGAGAGAUGUCAGCUGCAGAGCUGGCUGUUGAGCGGGAGAAGUGCGUCAACUUGCAGUCGGUGUUGGAGGAUUUCCAGGCGGCGAAGGAUCAUGACUUGAAGCAAGCAACCAAGGAAUAUGAAGCCCAGAUAGAUCAUAUUACACAGUCACUAGCCGAAUACAAGAGCCGUGCACUGAACGCCGAGCUCCAGCUGCAGGAGUCGUCGACGAGCAAUUCGCGGACACAAGAGUUGGAGAGGGAGGUGAAGGAAAAGCAACUGCUCAUUGGAAAGCUUCGGCAUGAAGGUGUGAUCAUGAACGAGCAUCUCAUGGAAGCCCUUCGUCGCCUGCGGCAGUCUUCAACGGACACGAAUGUGGACAGGAGACUGGUCACGAACGUGCUGUCAUCCUUCCUUAAUACUCCUAGAGGCGACCCAAAACGCUUCGAGAUGCUCUCGCUCCUUGCGACUAUUCUCUCUUGGACAGAUGACGAGCGGGAACGAGCAGGUCUUCAGCGCAAAGGCGGGCCAGCGCCUGCUAUGUCCGCGGUGGCAGGGUUCUUCAGCCGCGGGUCGCCCACAAGAACGAGGAACCUCGAGCUCGAAAAGACCGACGAGACAGAGUCAUUUUCUCGCUUAUGGGUCGAAUUUCUCCUCACUGAAGCAACCUCGGGCGAAGAGGCGCGCUCCAGUUCCUCAUCACCCAUGAAAUCCCCGCGAAACAACUCCCUCCCGAACUCGCCCACACGUAGCACACACCGCCAGCCAAGCCUCCUCUCCCCGCCUGAGCUCAGAGGUACGAAACGUCUACCGUCGUUUACGAGCGCGGCGAUGGCGAGUAGCCCGAACUUGGUGCUGCAGCCCCCUCCACAAGGCAAGGGGAAGGAGAGAGCGGAUUCUUGAUUUGCUUUGGAGUUUUCACUUGGACAUAUUUAUUUCUAGUCUGUACAGUCUUCAAGUUAUAGCCGGUAAUUACAUGUUCCAGGAGCAUUGCAGGAAACACACAAGUACGCAUUUCUAAUCCAUCAACCGUCUUACUGCACCGUUACAGGUCGUUCAGUGAGUUUCAUGCCGUUGUAGAGUAUGACAUGCGCGUUCUCUUCUCGUGACGGUGACUGUACACGGCGGUGCUCGCAGAACUCUACAGUACGCCAGCCUCAAGCCAGGUUAACUUUGGGCAUCGAACAUGCGUUCGGAAGAGGUUCUCCACCGGCGAAUAGACUUUGCUCUUACAGUUCAGAAUCUGAUUCGCCAUAAAACACCGCUGACCUAUUGAUACGCUGAUCAACGGAAGUAAGUAGCGCCG